Messenger RNA from Scylla paramamosain (green mud crab), 2489 nucleotides. RefSeq names its product hemicentin-2-like. The transcript has 13 exons. The record is from RefSeq and is a predicted model, not a curated record. The coding region runs from base 524 to 2404 and encodes 626 amino acids. Lineage: Eukaryota; Metazoa; Arthropoda; Malacostraca; Decapoda; Portunidae.
UCGUAAUGUGGUAGGAACUUCAUCCAUUAGAACAAAAUUUCACCGGGGCGUGCAGGAGGCAGGUGAAGGCGGGGAGGAGGGAAGAGCCAGCGCACACCAGCUCGCUCCCGUCAGUCUACCACUGCUCGCAGAUGGGGAAGGUUGUCAGUGUUUCUCUUCGUCUGCUGUUUUCGCUCGAAGAAAACUUGAGUGACAUGAUUUUUUUUUUUUUCUUCGUGGAAAUUUGAUAUAUCGUAAAAUAUCCCAUUAAGAACUUCUACGCGUUAGUGUUCCAUAACGUACUUUGGUUCAAGAUUGAGGGACGAGUUUUUGAAAUGUGCAACGAAGAACAUUACCUUCAUGUUUAACGGCUGAAUCACCUUGCACUCUACAGUCACUCUCCGGGACCUGACGCGAGGUUCUGCUAACACUGAGCUCUUUUGUGACUCAAGCCGAUCCUGAGGGACGGCUCCUGUGCUCGGUGUGAGGAGUGCGUCACUCGCCCAGCCAGGUGCUGCCGCAGAGCACCUGUGUCACCGCAGGAAUGUGGCACAGGAGCGGCAGGGGCGCAGCUUGGUCCAGUAUGGCCAUGGCGGCAAGCCUUGUCCUUUUGGCUCACGGCGGCUCAGGAGGAAACUAUUUCGCACCCGUCUCCAAAGAUGACGACCGCUGGGGGACGCUGGUGGCGGUGACGGCGGUGCGAGGUUCCACGGCCAAGCUUCCUUGCCGCAUCAGUUCCGACAACCCCUCGGAGCCCGUGCUGCUCGUCCUCUGGUACAAGAACGCCUCCGUCACCCCCGUCUACAGCUACGACUCCCGUGGCCUGGACGGGAGGCCUAGCAGUGCGGGACGCCCACACCAAUGGGGGGACGAGGAGGCGUGGGGAGUGGAGCAGCGGGCCUGGUUCGACACCUCGCUCACCCCCGCCCACCUGCUGGUGAGGGACGUGCGGGGCCAGGACGAGGGCAAGUACACUUGCAAGGUGCACUUCCGGGCCUCGCCGUCCUGGUCCCAGCGGGUCACCCUCACCGUCAAUGACCCGCCGGGCUUCCCAAGGAUCCAGGACGGUUCUGGCCAUCGCCUGGAGGGUCCCAUCGGGCCUUAUGGGGAUGGCACCGUCGUCAGGAUGAUGUGUCUCAGCUCGGGGGAGCCACCGCCCGGGCUGGUGUGGGGCGGCAGUGGGGUGGAGCUGGGCAAGACCACUGAAGAAGAGAGGGUGGGUGCUGUGGCCAGGACCUGGUUUACGAUACUGGCCACUCGAGCUACGGCCGACACCACCAUCACCUGCUCCACCACCAACGCCUCCGUCUCCUCGGGCAUCAUGAACACAGUCUCCACCACGCUGAAGGUCAACCUGGCGCCACUCACGGUACAGCUGGAGGCCCCUGGGGAAUGGGUGAGCGCCGGCCAGCAGACAUCCUUCAGGUGCCGCGUGGUGGGCUCCUCGCCACCGCCAGUCGUGCAGUGGUGGCUGGGCGGCCGCCGCCUUACUGCGAAUGCGCCGCUGACUUCAGUGGGCGGGAACGUGAGCGUGAGCACGGUGAGGUUGACGCCGCAGCCUGGCGAUCACAAGGUGCCGCUGGUGUGCAAAGCAUACAGCCCCAACCUGGCCGGCAGCGUCCUCCAGGAUCAGCUCAUCCUCGCCGUCCACUUCGUGCCUGUCGCCACGGUGAACGUGCAUGGUGGCGGGUCUGAGGCGGCUACCGUGCGAGAAGGCAGCAUCAUCACCUUCACCUGUCACCUGCAGGCCAACCCCUCCGUCUACAACAUUACCUGGUUCCAUAACGGGCGUGCGCUGCGGGGGUGGGCGUGGGGAGUGGAGGUGAACAACGCCACGCUGCGGCUGCUGAACGUGACGGCGGCCAUGCGGGGACUGUACACCUGCGUCGGCAGCAACCCUGAGGGUGACGGCCAGAGCAACGCACUCAACCUGAACGUGGAGUUCGCACCGGUGUGCGCAGUGCAGCAGCGUCGGCACUACGUGGUGGCACCGGGCGGGGCCGUCACUGUAUCCUGCCAGGUAGAAGCGUACCCCACAGGCCUCACCUUCACCUGGGCCCUUAAGAACGACUCAGAGGGCUCGCCAAUAAGGCUGCACAGCGUAGGGCGCGAGGAAGGACUGACGGGCCACUACACCUUGAGAGGCGUCACGCAGAAAAGUGUGGAGGUGUUGUGUUGGGCUCAGAAUGACGCCGGCACCCAGACCACGCCAUGCAAACUGACCGUCUACACUCAAGGUCGGCCGGGCCCGGUGAGGAACUGCAGCGUCAACAGCCACACGGCGUCUGGGUUCCGGGUGUGGUGCGAGGCGGGGCCGCCGCGGGGCACCAACACUCGCUAUUCCCUUCUGGUGUACACACAGGCAAGUCUGAUUUACCCAGAGAGACGCUUGUUGCUUUACUGGACACGACAUUCAAUAAGUUAAGUAACAAAGUUUAACUAACCAAUGAGCGAAGACCACCUAAUUUUCCAUGUUAACAAGUUCGUCGCUUGUUGGUGAGGGUCACACC